AAAAGUGAGAGAGAGAAACGUCUACAACUAUAUAAAGACGGUUACUUUCCAUCUACUCUUGACAGUCCAGCCAGAUCUGACACACGCGUGGCUCUCGUAGAUUGACUUACUGGAAAAAACAUUUUGCUUUGAAUAUUAUAACCAUGCGUUUUUCGGUUUUGAUUGUUGUUUUCCUCAUCGGCGUGACGAUGAUGGAGGCCGCACCAACCCCGCAAAACAAGCGCGCUAAGUGGAAGCCCAAGGCGAUUCGUGAUAAAGAAGCAGCCGAAGCUAAAGCAGCCGAAGAGGCAGCUAAAGCAACACCGACAACACCGAAGGCAGUAGCAGCAGCAGCAGCAGAAGAAGAAGUUAAAACGGUGGAAACCAAAGUUCAAGUCGAUCAAGUGAUAGCAAAGGUCGAAGAGGACAAGGCACCGGCAUCUGUUGCUGAUGCUGAGGCAACAACCAAAGUGUGUCACGCUCCCGAAAAGGAAUCGACAAAAAUCGCCGAUGUCGCCGAUGAAGAAGUUAAGGACGAAAAGGUUGCCGCUGUUGUCCAGGUAGCAGCAGAAGCUGUGAUCGUUGCCAAAGAGCCAGCAGCCGCUGUUGUUGCGGAUGUACCAGCCGUAAUAGUUGUCGCGGAUGAACCUGCUGCAGUUGUUGCCAAAGAGCCCGUCGCUGUGGUUGCGGAUGAACCUGCCGCUGCUGUGGUUGCGGAUGAACCUACUAAAGUUGUUGCGGAUGAACCUGCAAUUGUCAUUGCAGAAAAGCCUGCAGUUAUAGCUGUCGUUGCAGAAGAACCUGCUGCGGUUGUUGUCGUCAAGGAUGAACCGGCCGUUGUUGUUGCGGAAGAACCUGUUGUUGUCAAGGCAGAAGAACCCGCUGCCGUCCUAUAAAAUUCACCCUCCGAAAUGGCUGCGAAUAAUUAGCCAACAGUUUAUAUUUUUUGAAAUCGUCUUUUAGUUCAAUCUCCUAUAAGAUAAACAAGUACGUACGUAAUAAUCUGAUACAUUUUUUAAGACGUACCAACUAUAUAAAAAUCCAACACAAAUAUUUUCCAUUUGUCAUUUCUUUUUUGCUGUGUAUCGCUCUAUACUAUUGUUUCUUAUUUUUAUACACACCAUCAAUUGUU
This is a messenger RNA of Daphnia pulicaria, 1111 nucleotides long. RefSeq names its product induced stolen tip protein TUB8-like. NCBI's taxonomy places the organism in Eukaryota, Metazoa, Arthropoda, Branchiopoda, Diplostraca, Daphniidae. The transcript is spliced from 3 exons. The record is from RefSeq and is a predicted model, not a curated record. The coding region runs from base 144 to 875 and encodes 243 amino acids.